AUGCCCCGCGCGGGAAUGACAGGGCCUAUUGCUACGAGAAUAAUUCGCAAGGCGCGGCCGUGCAGCAAGAGCGCCCUGCAACAUAAGGGAGAGAUUAAACAAGAACCGACCGAAUCUCCUUCUGGACAGGAGAGAGCUAUCUUGAUGCAAUUAGGAACUCAGAACGACGGCAAAGAGCGGCCACGGAGCAGAAUAAGUACGAACAGAGCGGCACCUGAGAACGAGCACCACGACUCCGUGAAGCUGAUCAAGUUCGCGGACGACACCACCCUCAUUGGACUCAUCUCCAACAACGAUGAGUCCGCCUACAGGAGGGAGGUGGACCGGCUGGUGUCCUGGUGCAGUGGUAACAACCUGGAGCUGAACGCCCAGAAGACAGUGGAGAUGAUUGUGGACUUCAGGAAGAGCACUGUCCCCCCGCCCCCACCCUCCGUGAUGGACUCCCCCAUCACCUCUGUGGAGUCCUUCCGUUUCCUGGGCACCACCAUCACCCAGGACCUCAAGUGGGAGCCGACCAUCAGCUCCCUCAUCAAGAAGGCCCAGCAGAGGAUGUACUUCCUGCGGCAGCUCAGGAAAGCCAAGCUGCCUGCACAGAUGUUGGUGCAGUUCUACACGGCCAUCAUCGAGUCCAUCCUCACCUCCUCCAUCACCGUGUGGUUCGCUGGAGCCACAGUCAGGGACAAACAGAGACUACAGCGCAUUGUGCGCUCUGCAGAGGAAGUGAUCGGCCGCAGCCUUCCAUCGCUGCAGGACCUAGAUGCCACCCAAGUCACAGAGCACCAGCCCCUCACUGAUCCUCUGCAGGCGGUGAGUCCACAGGAGGACGGCUGCUCUCUGGUGGACCACGGUCCAGAGGAGAGGGACGACCACGGUCCAGAGGAGAGGGACGACCACGGUCCAGAGGAGAGGGACGACCACGGUCCAGAGGAGAGGGACGACCACGGUCCAGAGGAGAGGGACGACCACGGUCCAGAGGAGAGGGACGACCACGGUCUAGAGGAGAGGGACGACCACGGUCCAGAGGAGAGGGACGACCACGGUCUAGAGGAGAGGGACGACCACGGUCCAGAGGAGAGGGACGACCACGGUCCAGAGGAGAGGGGACAACCACGGUCCAGAGGAGAGGGACGACCACGGUCUAGAGGAGAGGAACGACCACGGUCUAGAGGAGAGGGACGACCACGGUCCAGAGGAGAGGGACGACCACGGUCUAGAGGAGAGGGACGACCACGGUCUAGAGGAGAGGGACGACCACGGUCUAAAGGAGAGGGACGACCAUGGUCCAGACAAGUCGAUACAUGUUCCAUUUCCAACGGUCCAGAGGAGAGGUACGACCACGGUCCAGAGGAGAGGGACGACCACGGUCCAGAGGAGAGGGACGACCACGGUCCAGAGGAGAGGGACGACCACGGUCCAGAGGAGAGGGACGACCACGGUCCAGAGGAGAGGGACGACCACGGUCUAGAGGAGAGGGACGACCACGGUCCAGAGGAGAGGGACGACCACGGUCUAGAGGAGAGGGACGACCACGGUCCAGAGGAGAGGGACAACCACGGUCCAGAGGAGAGGGACGACCACGGUCUAGAGGAGAGGGACGACCACGGUCUAGAGGAGAGGGACGACCACGGUCUAGAGGAGAGGGACGACCACGGUCUAGAGGAGAGGGACGACCACGGUCCAGAGGAGAGGGACGACCACGGUCCAGAGGAGAGGGACGACCCCGGUCCAGAGGAGAGGGACGACCACGGUCUAGAGGAGAGGGACGACCACGGUCUAAAGGAGAGGGACGACCAUGGUCCAGACAAGUCGAUACAUGUUCCAUUUACCCUUGAUCCCGUGACCUCAUCAAAGCGGGACGGGGGAAAACAAGCGUCCCUCUUGAGGACAGCAGCCAUUCAUCACGCCAUCUUUGUCCCCGGUUUAGACGCUCCCGCCGCCACCCGCAAAUUGAUGUAA
Molecule: messenger RNA, 1956 nt
Organism: Knipowitschia caucasica
Lineage: Eukaryota; Metazoa; Chordata; Actinopteri; Gobiiformes; Gobiidae
Source: the annotation of a GenBank genome assembly